UCUUAAAUAUCUCAAUUCACUCUUAGUACUAAACCAAAAAUGGCAAGAAUUAGUGGAAGUAAAUCUUCUUCAUUGUUUUUUAUUUCUUUUCUAUUAGCUUCUUUAGUCCUUGUUUCCUCUGAGAGAGUAGCAAGACCUCCCAUUGUGAGGGGACUAGAUUGGGAUUACUAUUGGUUAUCAUGUCCUAGGGUUGAAAGGAUUGUGAGAAAACAUCUUGAAGAUGUGUUUGAAAAAGAUAGUGGAGUAGCUCCCGGUAUACUCCGUCUCUUUUUCCAUGAUUGCUUUUCUCAGGGAUGUGAUGCGUCAAUUUUGUUGAACGGUAAUGGAACAGAAGAAAAUGAAAGAAAUCACCCGGCCAACUUUGGCUUAAGGGAUGAAGCUCUUCAGGCCAUUGAGAACAUUCGUGCUAUUAUCCGUGUGCAGUGUCCACGUGUUGUCUCGUGCGCAGACAUCCUCGUCAUUGCGGCUCGCGAAGCUGUUCGCCAAUUUGGAGGCCCAGAUUUUGAUGUACCAUUGGGAAGAAAAGACAACACAAUAUUUGAUAUAGAUUCACCAGACAAUCUGCCAGUACCAUUUGAAAGAACUGAUGUACAAUUAAGUGAUUUUUUUGAACCAAAAAACUUUGAUGCCACAGAUUUAGUUGCUUUAUCUGGGGCCCACACUUUUGGUAGAGCUCAUUGUACUACACUAUUCAAUAGAACCAUUGAUACAAACCCACCAAUUGAUCCAGAUUUCAAGAAUCAACUUGAAGCUGCAUGCCCUAAAGACAAACAAUUAAUUAACACUGUUAAUUUGGAUAUUAGAACACCAAUACAAUUUGAUAACAUGUAUUAUAUUAAUCUUUUGAAUCAUCAGGGUGUGUUUACAUCUGAUCAAGAUUUGGCUAGUAAUCCUAAGACUAAGGAGAUUGUCAACCGUUUUGCUUCUAACCAAAAUGAGUUUUUUAACAAAUUUGCUAAUGCUUUUGUUAAGGUUAGUCAAUUGGAUGUUUUGACUGGCAAUCAAGGAGAAAUUCGUAAGUCGUGUUUUGCUCCGAAUAAUAAGAAAAAAUCUAAUGUGGCAUCUGUGGUGGAAGAGGUCGUGGGAAUUGCAACGAACAUGUAGACUGAUUGUAAAAUGGUUAUUUGUGUCACUGUUAUUAAUAAAGAAAAUUAUUGUCUCAUGUAAAAGAAAUUAUUGGCUAUGAUGGCUCUUAAGUAGUUAAUUAGUUGAGUUUAAGAGACAGUUCUUUUGUUUAUGUUGCUAUAAGCUGUGUAUGCCAUUAUGAUUUGCUUCCUUGAUGUAUGAAAUGUGUAUUAAGUGGCUGAUGAGAGCAUAGAGCCAUCUUUUGCAUAGAAUUGUUUCUCAUUUCUAAUAUUUGUUUCAAAAUAAAUUUUAUAUUUUUACUUUUA
Trifolium pratense (red clover) is the source of this 1391-nucleotide messenger RNA. Its product is annotated as peroxidase 12-like. The transcript is spliced from 3 exons. The record is from RefSeq and is a predicted model, not a curated record. Gene Ontology annotation, biological process: hydrogen peroxide catabolic process; response to oxidative stress. Lineage: Eukaryota; Viridiplantae; Streptophyta; Magnoliopsida; Fabales; Fabaceae. The coding region runs from base 40 to 1104 and encodes 354 amino acids. Gene Ontology annotation, molecular function: peroxidase activity; heme binding.